GGGGAGUCACUAUCCCUAUCCUCCUUUUAAAUAACUCUGUCCAGAUGUUUACAAAAAUCUUUUAUUUAUUUAAUUAAUAUUUUUUCCCUCUCUCAAUUCUUCGGCAACUUUUUCGUACAACCCGCGAUCAGAUAUUCCGCAGCCGCCGAUUUGACCGCUCGCAGCCGCAGAUUUAAUCGACGGGGGUCUCACUCGGAUUUUACUCGCCGUUCAAGUGUAACGUUUCCUUCUGGUUUGAUCCGGCUUCUCGAGAAACUGACAGGUUAAUUUGGUCCUUCUAAGGGGAGGAAGCUGUAAAGAAAUUCCUCUUGGGUGCCCCAAUGUGCAGAACUGAUGUUAUUGGCAGUAGAAGGUGGAGGGUUCUUCUCUUCUUCAGCUUCUGGGUAUAGCAAGGGCCUGACCCUCCUUCUCUUGGGUCAUAAGAACGAAGAUAAACCCAUGAGAGUUUCGCCGUGGAAUCACUACCAGUUGGUGGACCGAGAAUCCAAUCCUAACCUCCAGCUGGCUUCCACAAAGAACUGGAUUCCCCGCGGGUGCGCUUCCUUUGUCUGCUUCGGUCGCACUUCCGCAGGGCUUGACACUCCGUCUCCCCUUAAAGUGGGCCCUGCCCAACAGCAAGAUGUCUUGCCAGAGCCUCCUACUUCUGACGAGGGAAAGGAUGGUACUGAUCCAGGUUAUGAUAAUGAUACUAGAAAGGUUGAUCUUAGAAGUAGCUUGAAGAGGCCAUCAGACAAACCCCCUAUUUCUUUUGAGAAUGCUAAUGAACGUGGAGCAUUGGGUGCAAAAGGUGAUGAUAUCCCUGGUCAUAUGGAAAGGAGGAAAGUGCAGUGGACAGAUGCACGUGGGAGUGAGCUCGUUCAGAUUAGGGAAUUUGAGCCCAGUGAAGUGGAUGGGUCAGAUGACGAAUUUGACAAUGAGAAUGAUGAAAGAAAUUGUUCGUGCACAAUUAUGUAGCGUGGAUUUACCCAAAGAUGCAGCUGUUGGCUCAACUUCAGGUUAAAUGUAACGAUGCAAUUGCCAGCAAAGUUUCUUGUUUCCUCCUUUUGCUCAAAUUUUCUUUUCUGGGAAAAAGAAAAAUGUAAGUGUUUGAGCCGUAUGGGCAAAUCCUACAGAAGAGGAGUUUCAUCUCUGGCCACGACUGUUAAUUUUGUGUCUAUAUUAGAUUGCUGCUGGUUU
Messenger RNA from Juglans microcarpa x Juglans regia, 1176 nucleotides. RefSeq lists its product as uncharacterized. The coding region runs from base 334 to 954 and encodes 206 amino acids. NCBI's taxonomy places the organism in Eukaryota, Viridiplantae, Streptophyta, Magnoliopsida, Fagales, Juglandaceae. The record is from RefSeq and is a predicted model, not a curated record. The transcript is spliced from 3 exons.